ACAGUACAUGUUGAGACGUGGGUCCAUCCUGUGAGGAUUGCUGUUUCUGUUAGUGAGUUGAAGCUAUGAGUAUAAAUUGGAGGCUAUUUUGCUAUAGAAAAAACACUUGAUUGUCCAGUUUUUACUGGACAGUUUUUGUCCAUUACCUGUUUUUUUUCCCCAAAUGGGUGUUCAUUGUCAACAAUAUCUCAAGCUCAAGUUCAGUACUUCUUAUAUGAGUGUAGAACACUUGUUCACAUUGAUAUGUAUAAUGUCCUAUAGGUGGUGAAAGGUGUCAGAUGUUAAUGUGAAGACUUGCGGCACGGCAGAGACAUGUGUAACCGGGAGCAUGAACCUGGGAGCGAUGAAAAUAGUCAACGAUGCCAAAUGCUGCAAAACUGAUCUCUGCAAUGCUGAAACGGCUCUGAAGCAGGCUCCCAAUGGGAGAUCGUGUUACAGCUGUGAUGCCAACAGCUGCUCAGAAACAGUGAACUGUGAAGGAAGUGAAGAUCACUGCAUCAGUGCAUCAGUUAAAGAAGGGAGCAACACCAUGUCUAUGAAAGGAUGUGUAUCCAAGAUCCUCUGUGCUGUUUCUCAAUCAAGCAUGUCAGGAAUCGACAUAUCAAAUAUGCAGUGUUGUGAGGGGAAUCUGUGUAACGGUGCUGAGAACUUCACACUGAGUUUCCUCCUCAUGAUCGUCCUUCUGCUCUCCUCCGUCCUCUUCUGCUGAAAUCUCCACUGAUGGAGUCUUAUAUAAUAUAAGACAAAACACCAAGAAGUAGAAGUUUCUGUUUCUUUUUUAGCCUGCUGAUUUAGAGUUUUGUUUGUUUGUUUUAGCAUUAACUGUGGUUUUAUACUAUAUAUCAUGUCCUGUUCAAUAUUUCAAACAAAACAUAUCAGUCAUGUGUCUCAAUGUUCUAUUUGGAGACUGUGAGAUGAUGAUGAUGAUGAUGAUGAUGAUGAUGUAAAUGUUCAUGAACAGAACCUACCACCAAAAUAUUUUUUUUUUAUAUGCAAAGCAAUUAGGAAGUCCAGUAAUAUACUCAAUUUUACUCAGGUCUACAGAUUUAUUAUUUAUUUUUAUUUUUUUUUUAAAAAACAAAACAUUUUUGUGCUCACAAUUGUAAUCUGUCGAUGAAAUGCUUUUUUUUAUUAUUAUUUUAUGCUUUUUAAUUUUAUUAUUAUUACCAAAUGCUUUAUU
Ictalurus furcatus (blue catfish) is the source of this 1180-nucleotide messenger RNA. RefSeq names its product urokinase plasminogen activator surface receptor-like. The transcript is spliced from 3 exons. The record is from RefSeq and is a predicted model, not a curated record. The coding region runs from base 329 to 709 and encodes 126 amino acids. NCBI's taxonomy places the organism in Eukaryota, Metazoa, Chordata, Actinopteri, Siluriformes, Ictaluridae.